CAGAGCGGGGUUAUAAUUAGCCGCAGCAGCCCCGCACCCCCACCGCCCUCCGCGGGCGGGAACACGGCACAACGCGGUGCCGCGGCCCCCUCCCCCUCCGCCCGGGCUAGGAGGAAGCGAUAACUCUGGAGCUCGGCCCGGCGGAGGGAGGCGGGCCCGGCCGCGGCCGGCCGCGUUCCGCCAGCAGCCACGCAGCGCUCACCUUCCUCCCUCCGCCCUCCCCUUUCCUCUCACGCGCGGCGACAAAGGCACAAAAUGGGAAAGAAACAAAAUGGCAAAGGUAAAAAAGUUGAAGAGGCAGAGCCUGAAGAAUUUGUUGUGGAGAAAGUCCUGGACAGACGUGUUGUGAAUGGAAAGGUGGAAUACUACUUGAAGUGGAAAGGAUUUACAGAUGCUGACAACACGUGGGAACCUGAAGAAAACUUAGAUUGUCCAGAGCUAAUUGAAGCUUUUCUGAACUCUCAGAAAGCUGGUAAAGAAAAAACAGAUGGUGCGAAAAGAAAAUCACUGUCAGAUAGCGAAUCUGAUGAUAGUAAAUCAAAGAAAAAACGUGAUUCUGUUGAUAAACCGAGAGGGUUUGCAAGGGGUCUUGAUCCUGAGAGGAUAAUCGGGGCUACGGAUAGCAGCGGAGAGCUUAUGUUCCUCAUGAAAUGGAAAGACUCUGACGAGGCAGAUCUGGUGCUGGCCAAAGAAGCUAACGUGAAGUGUCCUCAGAUCGUAAUUGCUUUUUAUGAAGAACGACUAACUUGGCAUUCAUGUCCAGAAGAUGAAGCACAAUAAUUGUUUGCAUUGCUUUUUUUUAUAUAUAUGAAUAUUAAAACCUGAAAUUUGAUUUAUUAGCAAUGUGAGAAGCGUACAUUCUAACAAAAUUCAAAUUUGAUAUUUUUUUGAAGUAGUGUGUUUUGCAUCAACAGCAAGUAAAUAAAAGCUUUCUGCAACUUGUUUCAUUUACCACAGGAGAGCAUUUGAUACUACUACUUCCUCCAUAUUAGGUAAAAGCUUUUAUAAAACAUUCAUAAACUUCCAUGGUUAUUAUUGAAUCUUAAUGAAUGUCUAAACAAACUCACAGAUGUUUUGUAGUCUUCUAUACUAUUGAUGUGCAUGUAUCUUCUUUACCCAAACCUAGCCCUUUACACCUGUAGAUUCAUUCUUUUUAGUAUUUGGGAUCACGUGAUCCCAAGAAGACCGGGUGAAAAUUAACUUUGUAGUAAUUUGAAUGUUAUCAGACUGUAUAUUGUUUACUUUAUUGUAAAUACUGGUGAACAGUGGUCAAUAAAAUAGUUUUAUAUUCUUCCUUUAUAAUGAUAGGCUGUGACUCUUUUGAAGCAGUAUGAUAUUUCUGAACUUUUUAUAUGUUAAGCUCUCAGUUCAUGAUGUAUUUAACUGUAAGUUGUUCUUUUGGGGAUAGAUUGAUUAAUAUGACCCCACUGCCACUCUGUAAUCACAAUACCAGACAAAUGCCAGGCUUUGAUUCUCUUUAAUUUUUUGGUGAAGUAUAAUAUAUUUUUUUUUCCAGUCAGGAAGGGCCAGCUUUAUUGGGCUGUGAAAUUCAUGUGCUCUGGGUACUUGUUGAAGUCACACAGAUAGCAGCCAUACUGCCUGGGUAUGGCUGCUGGUCACAGUGCCAAGUGGUCUCUGCAGAUGUAUUGGAAAAUACCUGGUGUGUUGACAGUGUCAGACUUUGCUUUAAUUUCGGGUCUUAAUAUGGGGCUAUACUGUAACAAGAGAUGGGAUGGCUCACUCUUUGGGCAGUGGCCGGAAAAAUACUUGCAUAGUUCUCUGCCUUUAAAGUGUAAUAUUUUAAUCAAGAUUCUAAGUUGUAUACUUUUUAAUCAAAAGACUUAGUUUCUGAUUGAAUUCUAAAAUGGGUCUUAUCUGCUGCUGGGAGAAUGCCCUCAGGUUGGCAAAAGUGAGGGGCAGGGAAAUUGGAAGGAAGGAAUGUUGCCUUUUUCCAUUCUUCCUACAGUUGUUAUUCCUUUCAUCCCUUGCUUUUGUCUACAUGAAUUCUUGUAUUUGGGUUGUGACUGCCAUGGCUGUUUCUUGGCCUUAAGCUUUGCCUCUUCACAGGUCGAUGGCCAGCUAUGUUUUAGAACUCCUCUUAAAUUUAGAGUUUUUACUAGAAUAAUCAUGUCAUAUGCUACUGUCACAGUCCUACGUGAGAUGGUUACAAUUCCUUAAGAAGGAGUAUUCCUGGAAACCUUUGUACAGUAUCCUGAGGAGCAAAUAAAGGAACUUUUAAUCUACACUUGAUGUUCUUUUUGAUAGAGAUUAAUGAAUCAUAAUCAUGACUAAAACCAUUUGUUCUCAUGUAGUUUCAAAAGCUGUUUACCUCGUGAAUGGAGAAGUCAUUGUAAAACAUUUAAUUGGGAUGGUUAAAGUAAUGCUAAUUUACCUUUUUAAGUGUAACUGCUUUGUCUUCUCAAUAUUUUUUCUUAGCAGAUUUGGGCACAAUUCAGUAACUGUGGCUGUAGGGGGAAAAAUGAUGGUAGUGUGGGGUUCCCUUGCUCCAGUUAAUGGUGGGUUCAGAGCUUAGCUUGCUUCUCUUGCCUGCCCCUUUGACGAAUUUCCCUGAAUUAGUUGUACGUGCAAGUCUGCAGAGUUCAUGGCUUAAUUCUUUGGGGCCUCUAAUCGGAAUAUUAAUACACCUGGUGUGUAGAAGACCCAAAUAUUGCUUUUUUACCCAGCUGCCUGAGAAAUACGCAGGCUAACCAAGAAUUCUAAAGCAGCAUGCAUUUUCCUGUCUUUUUCCUUCAGUAUGAAGUACUUUUUAAUUCAGAGUCUUAAAAUAUUUCACAGUUUGUUUUUUACUGUCUGAAACUUUGCAGUUUCUUUGCUAUUUCAAGCGUGGAUAUUGAGUUUAUAUAACAUUGCUGAUCUGAGUCAAUAUAGAUUGAAGAGUCGGUUAUCGUAAGUGGUAGACGUGUAAAGAUUUAUGUUGAAAGGUUGAUUCCCAGCAGUUUGUAACCUUCAAAAUGUUAUUUUGCAGCUCGGUACGGCUUUUACAAAUAUUUGCUUCUUCCUUCUGACAAUCUGUAAAAAAUGCACUGUACUCACGUUUAAACUACUAUACAGUUUGUUACAGUUACAUAGAUUUCUGUUUUUUUAUGUUACGAUGGUAGAAAUGCUGACUGGUAUUUGUUUCCUUUUUUCCCCCCUCCCCCCCUUGAUUUGUGUCAAAUUGCAUUUUGACAAUAACGACGUGCAACACUUUGAAGUUACAAGCUGUGUAAAGUUAUGCUGAAUGUGCUUGGUACAUAUGCAAAAAGACGUUAUCAAAUGUUAGUAACUUUAACUGAUCAAAUAAAUGAAUUAUCUUCUGUA
Numida meleagris (helmeted guineafowl) is the source of this 3321-nucleotide messenger RNA. It is a transcript of the gene CBX3, whose product is annotated as chromobox 3. Gene Ontology annotation, cellular component: nucleus; pericentric heterochromatin. Gene Ontology annotation, molecular function: chromatin binding. The record is from RefSeq and is a predicted model, not a curated record. The transcript is spliced from 5 exons. The coding region runs from base 256 to 780 and encodes 174 amino acids. Gene Ontology annotation, biological process: negative regulation of transcription by RNA polymerase II; chromatin organization. Lineage: Eukaryota; Metazoa; Chordata; Aves; Galliformes; Numididae.